Thamnophis elegans (Western terrestrial garter snake) is the source of this 3338-nucleotide messenger RNA. It is a transcript of the gene CRLS1, whose product is annotated as cardiolipin synthase 1. Gene Ontology annotation, molecular function: cardiolipin synthase activity. The record is from RefSeq and is a predicted model, not a curated record. NCBI's taxonomy places the organism in Eukaryota, Metazoa, Chordata, Lepidosauria, Squamata, Natricidae. The coding region runs from base 202 to 1242 and encodes 346 amino acids. The transcript is spliced from 7 exons. Gene Ontology annotation, cellular component: membrane; mitochondrion. Gene Ontology annotation, biological process: cardiolipin biosynthetic process.
CGUCGUAAAAAGCGCGUCAGGCUGCACCGUAAAAGGUAGAAGGUGCGCUGAAGCGCGCUUGAAUGGAAGAGGGAGACGGCCAGCGGCGGGGGGAGAGCAGGAGGGGAGGGGCAUGUUUCAAUUCUGCCCCUCCUCCUCCUCUUCGUUGGUAGAAAGGUCUUUCCCCUGCCCCCCCCCCCAACCCCCUGCCCCAACCAAGCCAUGCUGACCGCCGCUUGGUUGGUCAAAGGCAGCGCUUGGGGGUGGGGUCUUCUGCGGAGCGCGAGCCCAGGAUGGUGCUUGCGGGCCACCGUAGCAGCCGCCGGCGCGAGGAGCCGAGGAGGAGGCGGCGGCGGCGGCGGCGAGCCUCGGGAUGGCCCUCGAGCCGCGCUCGCGGCCUCUUCCAGCAGCCUCGCGGAGUGCCGCUCCCCGUCUUCCCCGGGCACGGGACGACGUCUGCUACUGCGCGUGCGCCCAGCCAGCCCUAAGCAUCUUCUAGGCACUGCAGCUUGGGCGCCCCCUUUCGGUUGCUCCUCCGGCGGAUCUGGGCAGCCUCACUGCUCGCGCGCCGGCUGCGGGGGAGCGCCUCGGCGCGCAGCGGAGUCCUCGGAACGACCCGAUGCCGGCAAAGCAGAGCAGAGAAAUGGAUUCGCUGAACUGUAUGAAAACCCUUGGACUGUCCCUAAUCUACUUUCAAUGGCAAGGAUUGGUUUGGCACCUAUUUUGGGCUAUUUGAUUAUUGAAGAAGAUUUUAACAUAGCACUGGGUGUGUUUGCCUUGGCUGGAAUAACAGACCUGUUGGAUGGCUUUAUUGCACGAAACUGGGCCAACCAGAAAUCUGCGUUGGGAAGUGCCUUGGAUCCUCUGGCUGAUAAAAUCCUUAUCAGUAUCCUAUAUAUUAGCCUGACAUGUGCAAAUCUUAUUCCAGUCCCUCUUACAUCAAUGAUAAUUCUAAGGGACAUUACAUUAAUUGCUGCUGUUUUCUAUGUUCGAUACAGAACCCUUCCUCCACCGAAGACGUUAAGUAGAUAUUUCAAUCCAUGUUAUGUCACUGCUCAGUUGAAGCCAACGUUCAUCAGCAAGGUGAAUACCGUAGUACAGCUCAUCUUAGUAGCAGCCUCUUUAGCUGCUCCAGUUUUCAAUUAUGUGGACAGUGUGUAUCUUCAGACCUUAUGGUGCAUCACAGCUUUCACAACAACGGCAUCUGCAUACAGUUACUACCAUUAUGGUCGAAAAACAGUUCAGGUUCUAAAUGACAAAUGAAGUUUUGCAGAAUGACUGCUCUCCUCUCAUUCAGGUUGUGUGGAGUUUAUGCAGAGACUCUGAAUGAUACCUUUGCCUCAGUGAAAACUAUGCCUUCACAACGUUAAAAUGAAGUUUUGAUCAUGUAAAUAAGCAGAACUUUCAGUGUAUUAUUAUUUCAAUCUAUUACAAAUAAAGAUUAUAAUUUUUUACUGUAUUGAACUUACAUAUAUAUAUAUAAAAGAUAAUUGUCUGAUAUUACUUGUUGAUUGCUGUCCAGAAAUUUGCACUUGGUGUGGGUCACUGUGCUGUUUCCUUUGGUGUAUCCCAAAUGAAACAGUUAUGUGAAAUAAUUGAUGCCAGCAGAAUUUAGUUGAGUUUUACUGUAUUUAAAAUGCGGUAUGAUCGAUGGUGCAACCUAUUACUAUAAUAAAUAAAUGUAAUCCAGCAGGCAGUAAAUUCUAUGGAAUAUAGGUACACUAUGAUCUUUAUAACUCUUCAUACACUUGUCUUCUGGUUUAAAUAUGGUUGCAAAUAGCCCUUUUAAGAUAAAACAUGGGUUACUUCUUUCUUAGUCUAAUAUUGGGGCAUACUCUAUUUAGGAAAGAGCUGCUUUAACUGUUCCAGUGAUGUGCUAACAUAGUUUGUUAAACUGUUUUGAAAGAUGACCAGUACGUAAAAUAAAUAUACAAGUAUGCAAAUGCAAAACAGAGAAUCAAAAUAAUUGAUUUUCCAAGACAGCUUUGUAAGGGGCUGAGAUCAAAAUGUUCUCUGAUUAGGGCCCGCAGAAUAAUUAAUGUUGAAAUAAGGGCAAAGCUUAUGUGACAAACUUAGUCAUCAGUUGUUCUAUGAAACAGAUGAUUUGAUUGUGGUUUCUUAGUUCUGCUUGUACUGUAAGCCUCUGGAGAUUGUCCUGGCCUAUUUUACAGGCUUUUUAAUAAGGAAUAUAACAAAAUGAGUACAUCUAUCAUUUUGUAAAGAUUUUCAUAAGGCUAAUAGGAGAAAUGGACCUAUCUAUGGGCAAUCUUUUGUCUCAAUUCAUCAAACUAUUUUAAGACUGUAGAAAAGGUGAAACUGUAGGAAAGAUGAAAGAUUGAUACAAUCUAUUUUAAGACUAUAGCAACUUUUCUAAUGCAUUAUUUGUCAGCGGAAGGGAAAAUAUGGCUUUGAAUAAAUGUAAACUAUACCGCAGAUUUCUUUGGAAAAGUUUUAUGCAAGUACUAACAUUUCUUAUCAGUAUGGUAAGCAGGUACCAUUAUCUGGGAGCUAUCUUUUGCCAUAAUACCAGACAGCUAAGGAAGUGCGUAUUAAAAAUAAAACAAGGAAGGUCCUUCUUUGAUCCGGCUGACAUGAAUAAGAUGUUGAGAUUUCUGUGAGAAAAAGUUUGCAAAUGUGCAUGUUAAUGAUUAAGAGCUGCAAAUAUCAAAUGUGAUAUUUGCUAAAACAUAGGAAGUUGGGACAAGAGUCUUAAGCUACUGUACAUGUGAUAUUUUGCCCAUUUGAUUAAGUACAGGAAUCAAAACAAAGGAUAACAAUUAUGUAUAUUUAGCUCCAGUUUCCACAAUAGCAGAAUUUAGGCUAUUUUUUUUUAAAUGACCUAUUUGAGAUGUUACAGAAUUGGAUCAGACACACUUAAGUACAUGCAAACAAAUAAUGUUUCAUAGGUGAUAAGCAAUUACCUGAAUAUAAAAAUACUUGCUAGGCUGAAAAUGAAUGUGAAAAUAUUGCGUUAAAUAACUCAGUAGAAAUGGUUUUACUUUAGAAAUGAAGGGAAAGAGUUAAAAUGGUAGGGAUAUUCUAUGCAUUAUAGGAUAUUUUCAAAAUACGUUUUAUACAUCUAAAUUUUAUAAAGUUUGUAUGCUGAAAAUAUUUUUGAUAGUUUAUACAAAAUCAGGCUGCUGCAAUCUGAAUGUAUUGCAGCAUAUAACGUUUCCCCCCCCUAUUUCGUUAAGACAAAAUAGGCAAUUUGCUACACAGCCACAGAAUAUGCUCUUUCAACCAGGUAAGCAUAAAUGUUGCCAAUGCCAAAAUGCAAGAAGUUUGAAAAUGAACGGUAUGCAUGUUUGUCUGCAGUCAUUGCCUUUGCACUUUCAAAAUAAAUCCUUUAAACAACUUCA